Messenger RNA from Oncorhynchus tshawytscha (Chinook salmon), 2528 nucleotides. RefSeq names its product SREBF pathway regulator in golgi 1 (gene spring1). Gene Ontology annotation, biological process: positive regulation of SREBP signaling pathway. The record is from RefSeq and is a predicted model, not a curated record. The transcript has 5 exons. The coding region runs from base 635 to 1234 and encodes 199 amino acids. Lineage: Eukaryota; Metazoa; Chordata; Actinopteri; Salmoniformes; Salmonidae.
UUUCCCACCACACAUCCGUGUUAGGGAAUUGUUUUGAUGGUGGACGUCAGAUUUCAUGGGGAAAACGUUGUUUAUUUUCUCAGCUUUCUCGGUCAUUUAUCUGACGGCAACGUCAACAAUAUAUGUUAUUUGUCAGUAGGGGUUGUUUUGCAGAGUUAUAGCCAGCUAACUCUAGCUAAUGUAUCUCACGGCAGGUAACGUUAGCUAGCUAAUGUUAACUGUCAGUCUAGCUAGCUGGGUGAGUAGUUAGCCUAGCAUCGUUAGCUUGUUUCCAGCGACGCAGGCUAACAAAGCAGUCUUUAUUUUAAACGGCUAGCGAAUGUGUACGUUACUUUGUAGCUAUCUAACUAGCACAGCUGUGGUCCUUCUCUACAGCGUAUUUAUAUACAGAUAGCUAGCUAACGUUAUUUACCACUGUGUCUUGCCUAGCUUUGCUAACUAGCCAGCAAAAUGGGUUAGGUUGUGGUGUUGACCAAACGAAGCUCAGUUAUUGAACGUGAUUUCUAAACUGCCAAUCAUAACCAGACACCCCAGUUAAACCAGAAAUUUCUAGCUACCAUAUGGUUUAUCCAGCUAAUAUUAUCUAGUUAGCAUUGUUGUAAUCCAAUCAGGGAUCUUCCAAUAACGUCAUGCCAUGGUGCUAAGAAGGUUACUGAGAAAACGUUGGGUGCUAGGUGUGGUGUUUGGACUGUCUUUGAUCUACUUCCUAACCAGCACCCUGAAACAGGAGGAGAGAACCAUACGGGAUCGCAACCUGUUGGAGGCCAGGGACCCGGAUCACCGGAUCCCAUGGAAAGUCAGGUUCAACCUGGGCAACAGUAGCAGGCAGAUCACUCAGUGCCGGAACUCCAUUCAGGGCAAAACGCUGCUCACAGAUGAACUGGGUUAUGUGUGUGACAGAAACGAUCUGCUGGUGAAUGGUUGCUGUAAUGUCAAUGCCCCCAGCUCAAGACAGUACAUUUGUAAAAGCUGUCUGGCCAAUGGCUGCUGCAACAUCUACGAGCACUGUGUGUCCUGCUGCCUCCAGCCUGAUAAGCAACCUCUUCUAGAGAGUUUCCUGAACAGAGCUGCAGAUGGCUUCCAGAACCUAUUCACAGCCGUGGAGGACCACUUUGAGCUGUGUUUAGCCAAGUGUCGGACUUCAUCGCAGAGUGUCCAACAUGAAAAUACCUACAGAAAUCCACAAGCAAAAUACUGUUAUGGAGAAAGUCCACCCGAACUCCUGCCUAUAUGAUUGUUUGGACCUACGAUACUGUAUAGAAACUAAUAACGGUCCUCUGGGACCUACAAGACUGUAUGGAAACUAAUAACGGUCCUCUGGGACCUACGAGACUGUAUAGAAACUAGUAACGGUCCUCUGGGACCUACAAGACUGUAUAGAAACUAGUAACGGUCCUCUGGGACCUACGAGACUGUAUAGAAACUAAUAACGGUCCUCUGGGACCUACGAGACUGUAUUGAAACUAAUAAUGGUCCUCUGGGACCUACGAGACUGUAUUGAAACUAAUAACGGUUGUCUGGGACUUACGAGACUGUAUAGAAACUAAUAACGGUUGUCUGGGACUUACGAGACUGUGUAGAAACUAAUAAUGGUUGUCUGGGACUUACGAGACUGUAUAGAAACUAAUAACGGUUGUCUGGGACUUACGAGACUGUAUUGAAACUAAUAACGGUUGUCUGGGACUUAUGAGAAUGUAUAGAAACUAAUAAUGGUUGUCUGGGACUUACGAGACUAUAUAGAAACUAAUAAUGGUUGUCUGGGACUUACGAGACUGUAUAGAAACUAAUAAUGGUUGUCUGGGACUUACGAGACUGUAUUGAAACUAAUAACGGUUGUCUGGGACUUACGAGAAUGUAAAGAAAACUAAGAGUCCAACUAAGAGUCCAACUAAGAGCCAAGAGACACACCUUGAUACUCCGUGGGAAGACGGGAUUCCCCUUCAUCUUGUGUCGACAUAAUGGCCUUGAAACGUCUGACACCAUAUGGUGCUUAACAGAUGGGAGCCACCAAGAACACCAAACCCUGUAUAGAGGGGAUUUGACUGACAAUAACGGACGCCAUGUUGAACCUUUUGAUAAAGUAACGAGAGUAACAGUCUCUACAUAUGGCUCUGAAGAACACUAUCGUAACCUCACAACAAUGGACAAAUACUGUAUGUGAUAUAGCUAUAUUAUUUACACUUCAUAAGUGCAUAGCUUCAUAACUUCAUCAGUGAUGAUCAUCAGGGCUCAUUAGACCAGUUAGGAUUCACCUCAUGCUGCCAUUGUUCCACAUUAUGGUCAUGUUCAUUAGGGCACGCAACAGAAAAUGUUUGAGUCUCACAUGUUUUAGUCUGUUCGGUGCAAAAUGAACACGACCCAUGUUAUAAAGGUCUGUAUUUAAUGCCUGACGAUAUACUGAAGGUUGUUAUUGGUUGUUUAGUCCUUAUUGUUGAAUAUAAAAACAAACUAAAGAAUGUCUACUUUUGUGUGUAGUCGUGCAUGGAUAUUGACUGACUGGUUAUUUAAUAAAGUGACUGUGAAAGUUA